Molecule: messenger RNA, 681 nt
Organism: Asparagus officinalis (garden asparagus)
Lineage: Eukaryota; Viridiplantae; Streptophyta; Magnoliopsida; Asparagales; Asparagaceae
Exons: 3
Coding region: 44-460 (138 amino acids)
Source: RefSeq, a predicted model, not a curated record
GUAGCACGGAGGGUAUUCGCGUAAUUAAGCACAAGAAGAAGAAAUGCGAGGGGUUGGGGGUCCAUUGCUGUGCAUCGGCGAUCUCCUGAGCGACGUCGGCGACGACGAUGUCCUCGAUUGGGCCCACAAAGAAGACGCAGCGGAACCGUCUUCCCCAUCUUCUCCGGCCGCCGGCGAUCUCUCUCUCGGCCCUCUCCGCCCCUCCGAUCUCCAUCGAUUAUUUGAGGAGAACUACAGCGAGUUGAUCAAGUCGUUAGAAGGAAAUGAUCACUCAUGGACAGUUUUAACCCUGAAGGUAUGUGAUGCGCUAAAGACUACAAACAAGUUGGUUAGUUGUGCCAAUUCAAACAUCGAGUCGCUUCUUGAAAAGGUAGAAGUUCUUGAACACAUUCUGAAGCGAGGUGAUAAUGCUGUAGCUACUGCAGAAGCUAUGCAGUAUGCGGACGAGGGAGUUGCUUAGGAAAACAUAACCGAGUUGUUCAAAUGUUGGGUCUGAGUUGUGAGCUUUUAAGUACAUGUUUUCUGAAUGGACUGCUAAAAUUUCUUGAGGUAUAAUGCUGUCACAAGCUAUGAUUCCUUGAUCCAUCUUCUGUAUUUGCUCUCCAAAGUGAUAAUCUUAUGUAUAAGGACUACUUUGGCUAUCAAUUGAUUGAAUAACAAGGUAUAAAUUUUAGACUUUUA